Messenger RNA from Colletotrichum spaethianum, 2397 nucleotides. RefSeq lists its product as uncharacterized. NCBI's taxonomy places the organism in Eukaryota, Fungi, Ascomycota, Sordariomycetes, Glomerellales, Glomerellaceae. The record is from RefSeq and is a predicted model, not a curated record. The transcript is spliced from 6 exons. Bases 1 to 2397 code for a protein of 798 amino acids.
AUGGCUUGGGACGACCCCCCAAAGUCUUCCGCUCCAUGGCACGAUGCCAGGACUGAAGAGAUUGGGGACCUGGGGUGCGCGGCACCAAGCAAAGACGACAACCGACACCAGUGCAGACCAAUAGGAGCGGCUAGUACGCAAAGUCUACCGAGACGGGACGACAGUCUUGUCGAGGAGCCUGGCCAGAGGGAUAACGAUGACAUGCUAUACAAGAGAUUCGGCCGGCCGCCAACUUACUGUGACUCACGGAAGGACGUUCACAGAAAGAAGCACAAUUGGCUCUCCCUGUCGAUCCUAACGCUGUCGAUCUAUUCCACGGGCCUCAGCUGCCUCUGGUUCAUCGUGGCCAUCGUACAGCCGCGAUGGGGUCCACAGAUCUCGUCAAGCGGCGGCAUCCUCCCGUCGACGGCGUCCCUGGUAUGCGCCAUGUUUGCCAAGACGAUUGAAAUAUCCUUCGUAACUGUCUUUGUGACCUUUAUCGGCCAGGUCCUGACACGCCGCGCGUUCGUGAGGAAGUCCAAGGGCAUGACGCUGGCUGAGAUGACGAUGAGGAACUGGGUCAUUACCUGGAUUGACUCGAGAAAGCAACCUGGGUUCCUGAUUACGCACUCGGAGACACUUCCGUACGCUGGAAUGACGUUGCUUGGGAUGGUUUCUCUCAUUGCAACGAUCGCUUCAACGUUCUACACGACCGCGUCUGAUGCCAUGGUCGCUCCCAAGCUCAAAUACGGUGGUUGGGAGAGCAGGAUGCUGAGUGGCUACAUUUUGGCCUCCUACGCGAAUCCCCCUUUUGCCCGUGAGAGCUGCCAGACGCCACUGCGAGACAACGACCCCGCGGGCGUUGACACUGCUGGACGUGCUUGUCUCGAAGUGCAGUAUGCAGGACAGUCUUACCGAAACUUGAUGUCCUUCUUGGGUGACUGGGAUGCCAUCAACAGGAACGGCACAAGCGCCACCGUCGAUAUCUCACAUCGUCCCGUGGGCACAGCCCUUUUGUAUGACAACACGACGCUGACAUCGGCGUGGAUCGAGGUCGAGUUCAGCAACAUGACCAAGAGCUUCGAGGACCACGGCAGGAUCAUCAACAACGUCACUCUCGCGAUGCCUCACCCAAGCGUCUAUGACGCGGCCACGAACCCGGUGAACAAGAUCCUCCAGCCGAACGACUUGUCGGGUGUAGGAGAGUACGCCAUCAAGGCAAGCGUCGUAUCUCCUGCGCUCAACGUCAUGUGUGUCAACAUGUCGCCGGACGAACUUGCGCCGUUGGUCUAUACGGAGUGGCCUUUGGGCAAAAUCAACUCCAAUGACACGCUGGUUCCGGGUCAGAGGAUCGGCCCGCUGGACUGGGAGCAAUAUGUGCCUGGGCCGUCGGAGACGGAGUGGUUGAACCGGACGUCAGUGGAUAAUGUCUUCCGCUGGGGAGAGCAGUAUAAUCGACGACCGCCCGUGUUCCAACUUUACCCCGCCGACUUCAACAUGGUGACCAACACCACAGCGAUGAAUGAUGCCGUCUACAUCUUGAGCAAAUCGACAUCCGUCACGAACUACACCCUCUGCGAAAUGCGGUCGUGGGUAUCACCGUCCUGCUCGACGCACUUCAACAUCUCCGGCACGGCGGGAGCGCACAUGCAAGCCCACUGCGAGGACCCCGCGGACAAGGACAGAUACAAUCAUGUCCACCCAGAGGUCACAUUUUCCGUACCUGUGACUGACUGGAAGAACAUUGCAGACCAAUGGCGCCUAUCAAUGGACAUCAACGGCGGCGUCCAGAACAACAACGCCUCCAACGCCCGCAUCCUCACGCAACUCGUCCUCCAAGAGCCGCAACUCGAUCCCCUCCUCCCCUCCAUGGCCGAAGCCCUCGCUGUCUACGCCUCCUCGACACUCGUCAUCGGCGGCCACGGCACGCCCUUCGAGCACUACUGGCGGCACGAAAAGAUGCAGCUCGGCGCUCCAGGCAGCCUGGACCCGUUCCAAGCCUCGAUCCGCACGCAGGAGUACACCUCGGGCCACGUAGCGGAGUGGCAAAAGGUGUUCUACCUCGUCCUCGUCCUCGUCGUGGUCAUCAACGUCGUCUGCCUCGCCUACUUCCUCGCGCGGUCCGGGCUGGUCACCGACUUCACCGAGCCGCAGAACCUCUUCGCCUUGGCCGUCAACUCGCCGCCCAGCGAGCAGCUCAAAGGCAGCUGCGGCGGCGGGCCGGUAAAGCGCGACCUUGUGGUGCCGUGGCGCGUGGCCUACGCGAGCGGCUCGAACCACUACUUUUUCGAGGAGGCGAGCGACCGGCCGUGGCGGGGCAAGUAUGCCGGGCAGGACCUGUUGGCAGCGGACACGGCAUACCGCGGGCGGCAGCGGAGCAGCUACAACAGGCUGAGCACAAGCAAUUCGUGGCUGUGA